GCAUCUCUCUAUAUCUUUAAAGUGGUCGGUUGUAAACAUCAAGCUUUUAAAGUUACCUAGUACUCCACCAACUAUUUCGAGACCUGCUCUCCAUUUACAUAACCUCAAAGUAGUAUUCAAGGAGUAUUCUGAUCUGCAAGCUGUCAAUGUUCUGGAUGCACCGCUUAAAAAUGGAAUAAUUGGAAUGACGGCUGCUUGGUAUCAAGGGUGGUUAGAGUGGUUUGGCUUAAAUCAAAAUCAAAAUGAUUACUAUUAUAUCAUUGAUACUCAUACAGCACUCACUGUCAGCGAUCAUUUCAUUGAUUUUGAACAGCAAGGCUUUGAGGUACACAAGGACUUUGCUGUUGUUUACGAAGCUGUGUUUGAAUUAAAUAGAAUUUUAUCGAGAACACAAGAUCUUUCUCCUGACGAAAUAAUGCAAAUCAAAAUUCAUGUCGGACUCAUCAAUGAUGCAUCCAUUAACUUGGACGUUGAAUUUUACAACGUCCAAACAGGACAUCAACAUGAUGAUGUUAAAAACAUUCUUGAUCUAGUUGUGUAUCUUCGACAAGUUGUGUGCAGUGAGGGCUAG
Messenger RNA from Funneliformis geosporum, 571 nucleotides. Lineage: Eukaryota; Fungi; Glomeromycota; Glomeromycetes; Glomerales; Glomeraceae. The record is from the annotation of a GenBank genome assembly.